UAAAAAAUAAAUUCAUAAAUUAGUUGAUCUAUUUAACAAUUUUAUUAAAUAAAGUAAAAUAACUGCCAUUUAAAUCAGAAAUACUAUUCACUCCGUAUCAAUACGCAAGCGCAGAGAGAACAAAUUUUCAUCUCGGUGCUGGGGAAUGGCGGCUCAAAGAUGGAUGUUUACUACAGAACAACUAACAAACACUCCCAGUCGAAAGUGUGGGAUAGAUGCCGACAAAGAACUCUCCUAUCGUCAACAGGCUGCCAAUCUGAUCCAAGACAUGGGUCAAAGACUUCAAGUUGAGCAGCUGUGUAUAAACACAGCCAUAGUGUACAUGCAUAGAUUCUACAUGUUCAGAUCCUUCUCUAGAUUUCCUCGAAAUGAAAUGGCACCAGCAUGUUUAUUUUUGGCAGCAAAGGUUGAGGAGCAGCCAAGAAAGUUGGAGCAUGUCAUCAAAGUGGCCCAUGCUUGUUUAAACAGAGAUCAUAAUACACCAACUCCUGAUCCAAGGACAGAGGCUUACCUGGAGCAGGCCCAACAACUUGUCAUCAAUGAAAACAUAUUGCUACAGACACUAGGAUUUGAGGUGACUGUAGAUCAUCCACAUACCCAUGUUGUUAAAGCAAGCACAAUCAUUCUGGCUAAAGCCAGCAAAGAGCUUUCAAAGACCAGCUACUACUUGGCCACAAACAGUUUACAUAUGACAACACUGUGUCUCCAACAUAGACCGACUGUUGUUGCAUGUGUCUGUAUAUAUAUGGCUUGUAGGUGGGCAAAUUAUAAGAUUCCUCGUUCAAAUGAAGGUCGUGAAUGGUUCCAGUAUAUUGACCAAAAGGUUACAAUGCCACUCAUAGAAGAAUUAUAUAAUGAUUUCCUGAACAUUCUCAACAAAAGUCCAAUGAAACUGAAGAGAAAAAUAAUGGGAUGGAAGGGUAAUGAAGGACAAAGUCGUGAUGACGAGAGACCUUCACAGGGCAGUUCACAACCAGAUUCUAAUAGACCAUCUACCUCUACACAUACAAGUAACAAACACUCAAACCAUGACCGACGUGAUGGACCAGAGCCUGGCAAACAUGCACAUCCUGAUCAAAAACAGUCUCAUGAAAGUAAAGAUGUUCGAACAGAACAUAAAAAAGAACAUUAUCCAGAGAAGCGACCUAGUGAUCAUAAACCUGGGUCAUCUUCUCAUCAUCCUGAAAGAAAACCUCAAUCUGGUCAUCACCCUGAUCCUAAACAUUCAAAAAGAGAAGAACGUCGAGAAGGGCAUUCACACAGUCAGCCUCACAGAAAAGAUUCUCAUCAUCCGAAUACAGCCUCUGAACACCCGCGAGAUAAGACCUUACCUUAUGAACGACAGAAAGAUUCUUCUCAGGUUAAAAAAGACAUAAAUCUGAACGGUCGAACUCAUUCCAAUAGUAGUUCCGCCCCUCUGGCUAAACCUCAUCAAGAAGAUUUAAAAACUGAAAAUAAAGACAGUCCAGUAAAUAAACCUGAACAAUUACCUUCAGUCGAUGUUUCAUCUAAUGUUCCUAAUCCUCAAGCUCCGGCAGGAUUGUUACAAAAAUCAAAAACCGCUAUAGACUUCAAUCAAUAUGUUAAACGUCGAGAACAAGAAAGACUUGAAAAGGAAAAACAACUUGAAAAGGAGAAGACUUUAGAGAGACACGAGAGAGAUAAACAUCGAGAACGAGAAAAACAAGCACGAUAUGAAAGAGAAAAACUUGUAAAACAUAGAAGUGCUGAAUCAGAACUUUUAAAUAAAACAUUUUCAGAGGGAAGUGGUCGUGAACAAAAACAUCGCCCACCAAAGUUAGAUGUUAGUCUCCCACUUCCUGAAAAUAAUGUUGACCAGAAAUCUUCAAAUAAUAAAGACAAAUCUGAAAGACCAUAUAAUGUGAAUAUCAAAAGUCCAAUUAAACCUCACCAUAAUAUUACAGUGAAAAGCCCUAUAAAGAGCUCAGAUCUUAAACAGCCAAAGUUAGAACUAGCAAAAGUGCAAAUAACUCCAGAAAAAGAUGGAGGAGAUCCAUUCAGUGUAAAUAUAAAUACAGAUCCUGCUAUAAGAAAAUUAAUAGAACAUGACAAACAAGAUCCUGACUCCUUAGAUCUACAGGCAAAGGAGCAAGAUUCAAAAGAUGGUGUAAGUGAAUUAAAUAUAAAAAAAGAAAUUAAAACCGAACCGGAGGAUCUGGAACCGGGAGAAAUUUUUGAGCCUGAAAUUACCCUUAACCCUGAACAUUCUUCUGCUCCAGACUUUAAAAUUAAAGAAUUAAACUAUGAUCCUGAAUCUGGAAUGGAAAGUGCUGCUGCAUUACGUUUGGCUAUCAAGCAAGAACCAAACAGUUCUGAACAAAGUUCUGCAUUCAAAUUGAAAAUUCCAAAUUCCGGAGUAAGUAGUGGAAACUCCCCUUUAAAAAUUAAAAUCAGUACAAAAGGUCUUUCAACUGAUAGUGACCAUAGUUCUGGUAAACAUAGUUCACCUCAUCGACAUAAACAUAAGCACAAAGAUAAACAUAAGUCCCAUAAACAUUCGCGUGAUAAAGAACGACACAGAGAGAAACAUCGUGAAAAGCACAGCAGUAGUAGUGUUGCAGAAACUAACGGACAACCUCUAAAAUUGAGCAUCAAGUUGUCAGAUACUGGUUCUACAAGUGAACAUUGGUCUGUUAAAAAUAAGCAUGAUAAGUACAAACAUAAAGCAUCCAUUUCAGAUCCAUCUUUAAAUAAAUCUAACAAUGCUCUUGAACCGGAACGUUCACAACCCUGGUCAAUGUCUGAUUUAAUUGUAAAAUCUGGUUCCUCCAAAGCACAAUCUCCCUCAAGAAAGCGUAGGCGUACACCAACAGUUGAUCAAACAGUAGAACAGAAUUCAAAUUCAAAAGCAGCAAAAAUGGGUUCAAAUCGUAUAAGACGUUCAUCGUCAUCUCAUUCUGUUGUUAGUAUGGAACUAUCUGAUGGUGAAGAAACUCAAGCUAAUGGUCCACAAGACCAAAAUACCCUGAAUUUACUUAACAUUAAUCUCAUGCAGGCUAUUGCUCAAACAAAACAAAAAGUUGAAAGUUUACAAAGAUCUCAGUCAACUAGAAAUUCUCCUCGGGAACCAAAACCUUUAGUUAAUAGACAACAAUCGGGAUUUGACUUAGAUGGUAUGAUGUGGGCGGGAAGUGGUGCAGGUGAAGCUCCGCCUUUGCCUCCUGGCCAUCCUCCUCCCCCGCCUCCUGAAAAAAUGAAACCCCCUCCCCCACUUUCCUGAUAUUAAACUGUUACCAAGGAAAUGGGAGAUCAGAAGUAUAUGUUUUACUGUUGAGGAAACUUGAAUUCCCUCUCUUUUUGUAUGAUUAUACCAAGCAAUUUUGUAGAAAUUUGAUAACAUUAUACACUAGUUGUGACUUUUUCAGUUUCUCACCAUUGUAUCUUGUCAUGUAUAAGAGUGGAAAGCUUGAUAUAAUACUGAUGAUCGGGUACUAGUCCUUCAUACAGUGAUUCUGUUUCAUCUAGUUAUUUGAAGCCAGUGUUUAUAAUAUGAGCCGCGUCACGACAAAACCAACGUAAUGCCUUUGGGACCAGCAUGGAUCCAGACCAGCCUGUGCAUAUGCUCAGUCUGAUCAGGAUUCAUGCUGUUCGCUUUCAGUUUCUUUACUUGUAAUAGGGUUUGUUGUCGAACAGCAUGGAUCCUGAUCAGGCUGCGCUGAUGCGCAGGCUGGUCUGAAUCCGUGCUGGUCGCAAACGCACUAUGUUGGUUUUGUCAUGACGCGGCUCAUUUCAUUAUUAAAUUUUAUGUAUUUUCAGCUGUAUUCAGGUCGAAUUUUGUUUGGGAUUCUUAUUUUUCAAUUCAUUUUUUCUUGCAUGCAAACUAUUGUUUAUAGUAUUUAUGCCAUAGUUUGGUUUGUAUUAUAAUGAUAUUUGAGAAAUAAUGUUUUGUUCUGAAAAACAAAGAGCUAAUAUGUAUUAGGGGUGCAACAAUACAGUCAAACCUAUAGUGCCAUGUGUUGAGAUGCAGAUAUCGUGUAUGGCAACGCAUUAAUCCUGAUAAAAAUGUAUGAGUAAAACUUCCGUGUAUUUUCAACAAUGUUAAAAGUCUAUAAAACUUAUUUAAAUGUGGUGUCUUUGUUUUUAACACUCAAGAUUGUCUUUAUAACAAAUGUUAGUAAAUUUAAAAUGCUGCAGUGCUUGAAAUUGUCCAAUGUACAUGAUUUAAGAAAACAUUGCAGCUCAAGAAUUUUUUACCAAUGUAGGUAUCAUUGGAUGCUUCAACACAAUAUGCUGGUAUACCUGUCAACUGUUGCACCACUUCUACGUUAUGAAACAAGUUGAAUAAUUUGUUCUGUUUAUAACUGAUUAUCUGUACUGUUACAGUAUUCUUUGAGAAAAAACUGUACUUCAAGAAAGUUUAAGUCUUAAUCCAUAGUUUGUUAACAUGAGUUUAACCAUUUAAAUCUUGUAUGACAAGAUUUUCAGUAUUACAGAAAUAUUGCUGUUUUAUAAUAUAAACUUUGAUAGUCACCUUGCUACCAUACAAUAUAGAACUACAGAAAAGUGUGCCAAAUAAAGAAAAGAACCCCUUAAAAGUGUUAAAAAUACUUUUUCUUUCUUUUUAUUUGGAAGGUGCUUUUUAUUUAAAAAAUCAUUUCAAAUGUGACAUUUUCUCAAGUCUUGUCUACAAAAAUGUAUACUAACUUGUAACUUAUUUGAGAUUUCAGAAUUGUUUAAAGUGUUUCAUAUAAGAUGAACUAUUUGAGCCGUGCCAUGACAAAACCAACAUAGUGCAUUUGCAACCAGCAUGGAUCCAGACCAGACUGCGCAUCCGUGCAGUCUGAUCAGGAUCCAUGCUGUUCCCUUACAAACACUAUAACAAGUAGAGAAAGUGAUAGUGAACAGCAUGGAUCUGGAUCCAUGCUGGUCGCAAACCCAUUUUGUUGGUUUUGUCAUGGCGCGGCUCAUUUGUAUUAUGUUGAAAAGAUCUACAACUUCUAUGGUGUAAUGGUUGUCUUUAACACAUCUGCUGCUCCAGGGUAAAUGCUAAACUAAAAAAUAUGUGCUCAAUAAGCGGGGUAGAAGGACUAUCUGGUGUAUGGGCCUACAAUUUGUAAACUCCGGACCUUGUUUAGCCAUUGUUUUUCCACAAAAGUUCAGUUGAUUAAAAAAUUUGUAACUGCUCUUCAUUGAUUUAUAUGGGGAAAAUAACAGUUACUCUAAUGUUCAUAAAGUAAUUACCUUCAUAUAAAAGACUCAACAUGCUGAAAAAUUGGCUCAAAACUUAGCUAGAAAUAAAAAUUGCAUUCCUUGAGAUGUUUGAAUAAAGAUUGGAAAUUAUUUACUCUCAGGUUUCUGAAACUACUGUUACUUCAAGAGAAACAAAUUUUUGUAUAUUUUAAUCAGGAAGUGGUGUUAAUUUUGUUAUGCUUUGAUAUAGUCUACUUUAUUUUGUAAUAGUUGAUGAUUGAUGUGUUCAUAUUGUUAUAAUUAACAGAAAAUUGUUUGAUAUUCUGUAUGAAAAACAGUUUUAUUUAUAAAUUCCAUGUCAAAGUGUUAAAUGUGUACAAUGAAAUAUGUGUUUAAAAUGUACAUGAGUAAGGUCUGUAGGACUGUGAAGGAAAAAGAACAUAGUUUUUUUUAGGGAUAUCAUUAAUGCUUGAGAUAUUCAGUAGAAAAGAAUUACCAGUCUUCGUGUUUUUGUGAAUAAAUAAUGGGAGAACUUUUAAAAAUAAUGUUUUUCGCUAUUUGUCAGUGGAAAAUGCUUGAAUAGUAAUGCUUUUUGUCAUUAAAUGUAAACUUACACAAUAUCCAUUUACAAUCUACAGCAAAUAUGAUUGAAUGAAUUAUCUGGAAAUUCAGACAAAAAAUAAUGAUAGCUAUGCCCUUAAUUGAUUUGUUUAAAGCUAAAAUUAUUUCUAUAUCAAAUGGAGUUGAUUGUUGUACACCCGGAAUAUCUGGAUUAGAUUAUAUUAGCUGAUUAAAGUCAAUCAUGAUAAUCUUAAUCCCGCUACAUUGCCCUGCUCUAAAUUUUGAACUUUCAAGUGUUUAGUGAAUGAAAAAAGAUACAGGCCUAUUAAUAGUUUGGGAGUCUGAUUUGAUGGGACUGAUAUGUUGUCCUAUACUGGAUACAUUGUUGCUGGGUCAUGUUAAGGCUGCGUUCAUUUGACUCUGCCUGUUGCUCGGUCAUGUGGGGGUUGCGUUAAUUGGACUCCGCCUUUCCUUGUUGAUCCUGCCUAUCAUAUUUUAUUGUUAGUACUGUUGGCUUCAUAUUGACUGCAAAUUGGAAGCUCAUACAGUAUCAAGUUCUUAUAGAUAGAAGUCAAUUGUAUUGGUAACUUUGACUGAUACAGGAGAAAAAUCCUAAUUAUUUAUCUAACCAGAUUUUUCUUUCAUGGUCACAAAUAUAAAUAAAGGAUAUUGAAAGAGUGCAGGAUAACUAAAUACUAAAUUUAUUGAACAAGUUGAAUAAUAUGAUAUUGUAUGAGCGUCAAGCAAGCAUUCUAUUGUUUCAUUCAACAAGUUCUAUGAAUAUAGUAUUGAACUUACAUGAAAAUAAUAUUCAAUUAUCACAUAUUCAAAGUAACAAUGAUUAACCAUUAAAAAGAGUAAUUUUUCAUUGACGCGCCUACAUGAUUAGUGUAACGCAAACAGCACGCUUUAACGCUAUGUUUGUAUAUAAUGCAAAUGGCGUCAUAGUGUUAUUAUAUAAGUGUAAUAUCGUUUUUUAUUAAAUGGUUUAUCACACUCCUGUACUGUACUAAAUGUGAUAGUCUUAAAUGUAUUAAAUAAAACAAUAAAAAUGCUUGAACAGUUCAGAUGUAAUCGUUCAAAGUAGCUUUAAAAUUUAUGUUAAAAAAAGUGCCAAAUGAUUAAAAAAAAAAGAAAGUGAUGAAGUCCUAUCUGUACUGCCUGACAUUAGACCAAUGUUAAAAUUUUGUUUUUGUAAAUUUGUUGUGAUAAGUUAUAUCAGUUGUGCAUUUUGUAAGAUGUUUGCCAUUAUUUUUUUCCUCUAAAAGAACAUUGUAAGGACAGUGUAGAUUGUAUGUUUGUGUAUGUUAACGUUGAUAAAACUUUGACAGCUGGUAUAAGCUAGUUAUAUAUCAGUUGUAUACCAUGAUACAUUUACAAUAUAAAUUAGCUCAAGACUACAGCAUUUUAACGUCAUAAAAAUAAUGGAGUAGAUACAAAACUUUUUUACUCGUGUUUAAUCAUUAUAAAGAUGAUCCAGAAUUUUAAAAAUAAUUUUUGAAGGAAAAUAAAAAAUUUAGAACAUUUUUGCAUAAGAUAUAUAAAUGUAUUGCUGUAAACGCUCUGUCACAAGUUAAUGCCUGUUAUUGUUAAUGCCAUAUGUUCACCAAACUGCAGCACCAAUUGUUAAGUUUUUAAAUUCAGAUGAUAAUGUCUGAGAUGGUGGACUAUUACUCUGCCAGUUUUCAGGAAUGGACGUGUAUUUAAAUAACCUUACCAUCUUAGUAUCAAAAAUAACCGCCUUCGUGGUCGAGGGGUUAGAGUCGAUGACUUUAAUCCAGUUACCUCUCUGGUGUGGAUUUGAUGCCCGGGAGAUGCUUUGGUAGUUUAGCGCAGAGGAAGGUAGUCUAGUACUGGUGUAACUCUCCAGGAACGAUGGUUAGGAAACUAUCCGCCAAUAUGACUGAAAUUCUGUUAGGAAAAGGUGUAAAAUGAAACAAACAAACAAACAAACUUAGUAUCAAAAGGGUUUAAUUUUUUGCAACAUUUUUGGAAUCUGUUCAGACUGUACACAAUUUUUGGCAUUGUCUGUUAUAUUCCUGCCUAGCAUAUAGAAAGUAAUGCAUAUACAAGUAUUGUAUCGGAUGAUUAUGAAUUAUCGCUGAAAAUCCAUAUUUUAUUGUUUGUCUCAAAUACCUGUUAUUACUUUGUUUCCAUUGCUAAGGAAAGAUACACAGUUUGCAUUAAGCAAUAUCAUUCUUUAUUUCAUCAUGUGGCUGAUGUAUUAUGGACAAGUUAAUGCAACAAAUACUAUUGAAGGCCUGUAACUUUAACAUGAUUUUUGACAGAGUUAUGGCCCUUUAUUGAACUGUAGAAAAUGUACAUUAUUCAGGCACUUGUUGUACUAUCAAGUUCUGUGAAUAGUCAAGCAUGCCGUCCUUCUUAUGUAGGAAUCAAUAUGGAAAUUGUUUAUCUUUUACAUAUAUCUUAGUGAUACAAUAGAACUUUGGUCCUUCUAUAUUAACAGUAUACUCAUGAUAUUGUUGUGUUAAUUGAUUAUAGAAAUCUGGAUGUUCUGCUAGGCCAGAUGAUGUCAACAAAUGUAUCUGGCUAAUUAAAUUAUAUCCAAAACCAUACAUACAUACUCCUAGCAUUUUGUCAAAAUUAUUUCCCUUGUUUAAGGUUUACGUACGGGCUUUUUUCAACAUUUGAUAUGAUGAGCCAUCUUCACUAGCACAUGUAAAUGUUUCAUUUGCUAUGUCAAUUGUUUAAAUUUCAAUUGUUCCAUUAAGUCAUUUCUAGGAUUAAUGUCUAUAUGGAUUGUUCAUGUGUAUUUUAAUGACUAAAAAUACACACUGGCUAAAAAAAAACAAAAAAAAAAACAAUGCAUGCUCUCUUGUUCUUAUACUCUUCAUCAUUAAUUAACUUAAUAUUUUGUAUAUCUUUUUUAUUGUGUAAACAUGUGUCUACAA
This is a messenger RNA of Ruditapes philippinarum (Manila clam), 8624 nucleotides long. RefSeq names its product cyclin-T1-like. Gene Ontology annotation, cellular component: cyclin/CDK positive transcription elongation factor complex; nucleus. Gene Ontology annotation, molecular function: cyclin-dependent protein serine/threonine kinase activator activity. The record is from RefSeq and is a predicted model, not a curated record. Lineage: Eukaryota; Metazoa; Mollusca; Bivalvia; Venerida; Veneridae. Gene Ontology annotation, biological process: regulation of transcription by RNA polymerase II; positive regulation of DNA-templated transcription, elongation. The coding region runs from base 146 to 3241 and encodes 1031 amino acids. The transcript is spliced from 10 exons.